Messenger RNA from Hyaloscypha bicolor E, 261 nucleotides. Its product is annotated as Yos1-like protein. Gene Ontology annotation, cellular component: endoplasmic reticulum membrane; COPII-coated ER to Golgi transport vesicle; Golgi membrane. Bases 1 to 261 code for a protein of 86 amino acids. NCBI's taxonomy places the organism in Eukaryota, Fungi, Ascomycota, Leotiomycetes, Helotiales, Hyaloscyphaceae. The transcript has 4 exons. The record is from RefSeq and is a predicted model, not a curated record. Gene Ontology annotation, biological process: endoplasmic reticulum to Golgi vesicle-mediated transport.
AUGUUCUUUGCGUUUGGAAAUCUAAUCUACAUCUCUGUGUUACUCGUGAACGCGAUAGCGAUACUGUCUGAAGAUCGAUUUCUCGCGCGGGUGGGAUGGUCAAACACAGUCUCCGAGCCCGCAUUUGGGGCAGGCAGCGCAGGCGAUGCGAGCAUAAAGAACAAGCUAAUAAACCUGACGACUAGUGUGAGGACAUUGAUGCGGAUACCGUUGAUUGUGAUAAAUUCGAUUUUGAUUGUGUAUGAGGUGAUACUUGGGUAA